Jaculus jaculus (lesser Egyptian jerboa) is the source of this 2206-nucleotide messenger RNA. RefSeq names its product gap junction protein alpha 5 (gene Gja5). Bases 158 to 1219 code for a protein of 353 amino acids. Gene Ontology annotation, cellular component: connexin complex. Gene Ontology annotation, biological process: cell communication. Lineage: Eukaryota; Metazoa; Chordata; Mammalia; Rodentia; Dipodidae. The record is from RefSeq and is a predicted model, not a curated record. The transcript is spliced from 2 exons.
GAUUAGAAAGAGUGUGGAAAGUGAACAACUGACAGACGGACAGCAAAUGACCGUGGGCAGUUGAAGAGGCGGCCGGAGGCACAGAGAAGCCCACAGAAAGUCCAGGGAGGAGAAAGAGACCCAGAAGGCCCGGUGUCGCUCCUGUAAGCCUGCCAAGAUGGGCGACUGGAGCUUCCUGGGCGAGUUCCUGGAAGAAGUGCACAAGCACUCCACGGUGAUCGGCAAGGUGUGGCUAACCGUCCUGUUCAUCUUCCGGAUGCUGGUCCUGGGCACGGCGGCCGAGUCGUCGUGGGGGGACGAGCAGGCCGACUUCCGGUGCGACACCAUCCAGCCGGGCUGCCAGAACGUGUGCUACGACCAGGCCUUCCCCAUCUCGCACAUCCGCUACUGGGUGCUGCAGAUCAUCUUCGUGUCCACGCCGUCGCUGCUCUACAUGGGCCACGCCAUGCACAUGGUGCGCACGCAGGAGAAGCGGAAGCUACGGGCCGCCGAGUGCGCCAAACAAGUGGGCGCGGACGCCUUCGACAGCCCCGCCACCGCCGCCGCCGCCGCCGCCGCUGAGAAGAAGCCGGAACUGACGUGCUGGGAGGAAGUGAACGGCCGGAUCGUCCUGCGGGGCACGCUGCUCAACACGUACGUGUGCUCCAUCCUCAUCCGCACGGCCAUGGAGGUGGCCUUCAUCGUGGGCCAGUACCUCCUCUACGGGGUCUUCCUCAACACCGUGCACACCUGUCGCCGGAGCCCCUGCCCGCACCCCGUCAACUGCUACGUGUCCCGGCCCACGGAGAAGAACGUGUUCAUCGUGUUCAUGCUGGCCGUGGCCGGGCUGUCCCUCUUCCUCAGCCUGGCUGAGCUCUACCAUCUGGGCUGGAAGAAAUGCCGGCAGCGCCUGGCCAAGCGGCGGCGGCAGCAGGCCGCGCCCGAGCGCCCGCUGCCCGGCCCGUCGGUGGGCCCCGUGCGCCAGUACCUGGAGAACGUCCUCGGGGACGCCUUCGUGGUCUCCCAGCAGAACACAGACGCGCUGGCCGCCCAGCUCUUGCCAGGCCAGGAGCACAUCCCCGGGGAAGGCUACAACCACGUGCAACACCACAGCCAGAGGCCCGAGGUGCCCAAUGGAGGCUCCCCGAUGGGGCACCGCCUUCCCCACGGCGACCACAGCGACAAACGCCGCCUUAGCAAGGCCAGCAGCAAAGCCAGAUCGGAUGACCUGUCAGUGUGACCUUCCGCGUGUGUGUGUGUGUGUGUGUGUGUGUGUGUGUGUGUGUGUGAGAGAGAGAGAGAGAGAGAGAGAGAGAGAGAGAGAGAGAGAGGGGACCAGGAUCAGAUGUGAAAAAAGGAAGAAGGAUCAGAGAGGGGAAGAGGUGUCCCUUCUGACCCGGUUGCCUUCUCGUUCUCGUCACCACCCUGUUGAUUUUGGGGUCCCAGGUCCCCUGGGCAUUGCUUGUUAUCUCUAGGUUAAAAGUCACAGCUCUGAGUGUAGACAGACGUAAGGCUGUGCACCCAGGGAUCCUGUCCCCUCGUGUUGUUAUUGACUAGGACAGAGGCAAGGAAGGGAACCGUGGCAGUCACAAGGCACAGGGACUGGCUCCCAGCAACACACCACUAGCUUCCCCAAGUCCUUCCCUGGCCAGCCGUCCUCUCUUCACAAACUUCCCAAAGUUCUCAGCCAAUUGAGAGCGUCAAAGAGUUUACAUCGUAUGCUUCCUUGAAUCUGCUGUUUCCUGGGCCGUACCUUGGAGUGGUUUUGGUGGUGGCGGCUGUGGGCCUUCCUUGACUCUCUUGCCCUCUACCCAGUUGUAAGAAGAAAUCCACAGAACUUGCAACUUCAUAAGCGUCUUGAUAUGUGCCUGUGACACAGGCGUCUCAUGUGGGUGAUGUGGCAGACUUACCUUCCAGGGUUCACACAUCCAACUUACAAGGAUGCCGGCUCUUUUAGGGGAGUCACUGUGCGGACAAGUGCCCCUGGAAUUCCUGCCACCACCUGUCAUUCUUUGCAGUUUAAUCUGGUUAAGAGAAACCAUCCUUUCCCUCCCUCCUUAGUUGUUCAAUGUUCCUCUAAAACCCUUGACAACAGGAAUGUCCAAGAAGCUACUCUCCUCUCUCAGGUUCCUCACCAAAUUACCAGCCACUGAGGCCAGUGGAAUUUCCCUAGGAUGUAAUAAAACAAAGAUAGCAUUAGACUUGCAAGAUUCUUAUUGAAAAAAAA